UAUUUAACCAGACGCAUCCCUCAGAAUCCCAAAUACCAGCACAUAAAAGCCCGCCUCGAUACUGGAAACAGUUUAACUAAAUACACUGAGAAGUUAGAAGAGAUCAAAAGAAAUUACAGGUAUAAAAAGGAUGAGCUGUUUAAAAGACUGAAAGUGACGACUCUUGCCCAGUUGGUCAUCCAGGUUGCCUCUCUAUCUGAUGAAACCUUAGAAGUGACAAAUGAGGAGAUCCACAAGCUGGAAGAUGUUUGUUCUGCUGCUCCAGAUGCAGAUGCUGAAGUCACAGCAGGGACAAACGGGAAGGGAAGCCCCGAUGGGACACCUAGUCCGGUCCUGUUUGUAAACAACACGGGAGCUGGGGAUUCCUAUCGGUCCACACUGCAGAGCGUGAUAAGUGGCGUUGGCGAAAUGGAUAUAGAAAAGGACGCUCCGAAGAAAGCGGACGUUCCGGCUAAAGACACGCCUUACCCCGACUGCCCCUUCCUGCUGUUGGAUGUGCGAGACCGAGACGCGUACGACCAAUGUCACAUUGUUGGAGCUUAUUCCUACCCUAUUGCCACGCUCUCUAGAACCAUGAACCCAUACACAAACAGUAUUCUGGAAUAUAAAAAUGCACACGGAAAAAUUAUCAUUUUGUAUGACAACGACGAGAGGUUAGCCAGCCAGGCUGCCACCACCAUGUGUGAGAGGGGCUUUGAGAACUUGUUCAUGUUAUCUGGAGGCCUGAAGGUCCUUGCACAGAAGAUCCCCGAGGGUCUGAUCACUGGCUCGCUCCCCGUGUCCUGCCAGGUGGCAGCUCCCACCGGAUCGGCCCGAAGAAAGACCUCCCCCAGAGUGCCACCCGCCCGUGCUGAGAAUAAAUGGAGAUUUUCUGCAGAUGACCUACAAAAGAUCAAACACUACCUAGAAGAGGAACACAUGCCUUCAGACACUGCCAGCCGUCUUAGCCGUGGUUCUUCAGGCCGUGAUUCCAAAGCCACAACUGUGAGGAGCAGCCUCAAUCUCCCCGGCACCGCGGGAUCCCUCACCUCCCGCUCGCUCAGCGGGAGCAGCCUCCAGAGCAGGCCGUGGAAAUAA
Messenger RNA from Apaloderma vittatum (bar-tailed trogon), 1077 nucleotides. RefSeq names its product centrosomal protein 41kDa (gene CEP41). Gene Ontology annotation, cellular component: ciliary basal body. The annotation marks the transcript as partial. The transcript has 10 exons. Gene Ontology annotation, biological process: protein polyglutamylation; cilium assembly. The record is from RefSeq and is a predicted model, not a curated record. Lineage: Eukaryota; Metazoa; Chordata; Aves; Trogoniformes; Trogonidae.